Messenger RNA from Podospora pseudopauciseta, 2618 nucleotides. RefSeq lists its product as uncharacterized. Lineage: Eukaryota; Fungi; Ascomycota; Sordariomycetes; Sordariales; Podosporaceae. The transcript is spliced from 3 exons. The record is from RefSeq and is a predicted model, not a curated record. Gene Ontology annotation, molecular function: oxidoreductase activity, acting on the aldehyde or oxo group of donors, NAD or NADP as acceptor. Bases 1068 to 2618 code for a protein of 516 amino acids.
AUCAUCAAUUCGCAUCGAUACCAUCAAAACUAUUAGUUUUUUGCUGAUUUGACACUGCCCAAAGUCAGGUUGACAAAAAUACUCCGUACAACGAGGGAUGCUUGAUCAACUGAUAACUGUCGGAAAACGGAAGGUCGCCCUUCCCGCCAAGUCCAACCCUUGCAAACCCCCAAUCAAUUUUGCAGACCACCUCACAUCCUCAUCACAUCUCGUGGUCCAAAGAAGUUUUCCAUCUUUCCAUCUGGACCAUGCCCUUCACUCCGAAACGACCGCUUGGCACUUGAUCUCAACAUUGAGCCUCUCGUUGGGCAGCGCAGCAACCUGAACGCAAGUCCGAGCUGGUGCUUUGGUGCGGUCUGGCCAAACUUUGUUCCACUCGGCGUUCAUGGCGGCGUAAUCGCUUCGAAUAUCCGUCAAGAAGACCGUCGCGUCCACAACACUUUCAAGACCACAUUUCCCGUCCGUGGCCCCGCGAAUGAUAGUUUCGAUGUUCCUCAGAACAGCUGCUGUCUGUGUCCCGCAGUCCAAAAUAUGUGUUCCGUCGGCCUGUGUUUCGCAACCUUCGUAGGUGCCGUCUCCGCGUCGACUCGAGGUACCCGAUACGAAUAUUGUUCGCGCCGUACUUGGGAUGGUGCGGGCAUGAGGAUAGUUGGCCAGCCCCUGGGCUCCAGUCGCUGGCAGCAAGUAGCCUGUUCCGUUUGGUGAUGCCAUUUUGCGUUUGAUGUAGUCUUUUGUCGACAGGAUAUGGUAGUUGAGGCCCAGUUGGUGAUACUUGACACCAGACGUUGUUAUACCGAAGCCAAGAACCCCUCCGGCCCCUCACUGAGGUCCCGUUCGAUAAGCGCCAAGCGCCGGAUCCCGUUUUGACCUACCUGACCCGCCUUCCGUCCCGACCCGCGAUUUGCCGACACUACUGCUGCUCUACAUCACUGGCCUAGAAUCUUGUCUCGAUACAUGUGACAUAUUCACCAGAGCACCAUAUUGUCCUAUUUCUACCCCUGGAUAAUCCAAUCUUUGUUGUGCCAUCGCUAAAAGUGUUUUGAAGUGUUGCUCUUGUAUCGACAAAUAUGUCGUCCUCGACCUCAGACAGACGGUUGAGUGAGCUGUGGAGCUGCGUUACGCUCGACGAGGCAAGCUCACUUAUAGACUCCACAAGCAGCCCCUUCUCACUUCAGAACUUUGUUGGAGGCCAAUACAUUGCUCCUCCUGACUCCUUGACCAGCUCCUCGCAACACAUCACCUCGUUCGAGCCAAAGACUGGUCGUCCCAUCUACACGCUUCCGUGUACUCAACCCCAUGCCGUGGAGGCGGCCAUCAAAGCCGCCAAGGCGGCUUUUCCAUCAUGGAGCAAAACAGCCCGUGCAGAGAGAUCGGCCAUUCUCUGGAAAGUGAGCGAACUACUCCAGCAAAACAGAGAAGUCUUUGCGAUAUGGGAAAGCAUCGACCAGGGAAAGACACUGGAGAGAGCUAGGGUAGAGGUUGAUAGGGCCAUAUCCAACUUCUCAUAUUUUUCGACCUUUAUCCUCCACGAGCAAACAGCCGCGCGGAUGGUGGAUGGAGUUGCUCUUACCUAUGAACAUCGCUCACCAGCCGGCGUAUUUGCCCUGAUCUCACCAUGGAACAUGCCGUUGUAUCUGCUCACCUGGAAGAUUGCACCUUGUCUCGCCUUUGGGUGUACGGCUGUUGCGAAGCCAAGCGAGGUGACGAGCAUGACGGCCUUCUUGCUGGGUGAUAUCUUCCAAAAAGCCGGAGUCCCACCUGGAGUCAUCAAUAUCAUCUUUGGCGACGGAGCAACAACCGGUGCUGCCCUGGUGGCAUCGCCGUUGAUCAACGGCGUAUCAUUCACUGGAGGCACUCAGACCGGCAUUGCUAUCCGCCGCCUUACUGCGCAUCAGAUAGGAAAGCAUCUUUCCCUCGAGCUGGGUGGCAAGAACCCGACUUUGGUCUUUGCAGACUCGAUGGUGCCUUCAGUGCGCGAACGUACCAUCCGGGUUGCUGCCAUGGCUGCCUUUGAGAACCAGGGAGAAAUUUGCCUCUGUGGCUCGCGGAUUUAUGUUGAAAAGUCUGUUUACAACGACUUUGUCCGCGACUUUACGGCUUAUGUCAGGGAGAAAUACGUGCUGAAGCAGACUGUCGGGGCGGUUGCCAGCUUGCAGCAUUGCGACAAGAUCAAGAGAUAUCUCGAGUUGGCCGCGGAACAAAAGGCGACAUUUCAUCUUGGGGGUGCUCCGCCAACUUUGAACGAGGAUGAGGCCCAAGGAUACUGGAUCGAACCGACUAUCUUGACGGAUGUGGCCAAGAAUUCGGCGAUUCAGAUUGAUGAGAUAUUCGGCCCCGUGGUGACCAUCACUCCUUUUGACAAUGAACAGGAGGCAAUCCAGCUUGCGAAUGAUAGCGAAUAUGGACUGGCAGCCAUUCUACUAACGACUGACGGAGCAAGGAUGAGACGUGUUGGAGAGCAGCUCGAAGCUGGUUUGGUCUGGGUCAACUGCUGGUUGGUCCGAGAGCUUGGAACUCCUUUCGGCGGAAUGAAGAACAGCGGAACAGGAAGAGAAGGAGGCGAGCAUUCCAGAGACGUGUUCACCGUUGUGAGAACACUGCAUCUGCCCGCCUACUAG